This is a messenger RNA of Astrephomene gubernaculifera, 1435 nucleotides long. The record is from the annotation of a GenBank genome assembly. NCBI's taxonomy places the organism in Eukaryota, Viridiplantae, Chlorophyta, Chlorophyceae, Chlamydomonadales, Astrephomenaceae.
GAGGGAAUUCGGCGAAAGGAAUAUAUACCCGCCAUACGAUUAUCUUUCAAUAUUGAUAUUACACCGACAAGAUCCAUUAUCAUAGGCCCGUCGAGACGUCGUGUUAGCCAGGACUCUUGGUCUGUUUUACCUACCGGUAUUUUCGCCCAGCUCUAUUUGGAUCUAAAGCAUCGUGUAUAAUUCAAUUUGCCUUUGUGGCUUUACUGAUUGGUUGCCUAGGCGGCUGGUAAAUAUUUGUCAUUAGAAACGUGAGCGUCGACGGACGCUAAAUAAGCAGAGACCUGUUCGUUUGCCGAGGAUAAGCUCGAGGCACCGGUCGUGUUAGGAUGUUGGGCUAUCGGCUGGGGAGCGGGACACCUGCGGGCAUCCGGAGACCACGUCGCCAUGGGCCGCAGCUUUGUCCGUCCUUGCAUCCCCAGCCCUGCGCGAGUCAGAGACCUCAGGUUCACACCCCACAUAGUCUAGCCGUCGCAGGAAGCAGCGUGACGGCGGAAAACGUCAGCAACUAUGCCGUCAGCAUUGCUCCCAGCAGCUCAGCAACUCCAUCCCAGGCAGCAUACGAUGCGAGCUCUAUCCAGGUGCUGGAGGGUCUGGAGCCAGUUCGCAAGCGCCCCGGCAUGUACAUCGGCGGCACUGGCAGCGAGGGGCUGCACCACCUGGUGUGGGAGGUGGUAGAUAACUGCAUUGACGAGGUGCAGGCGGGGCAUGCGGGCAGCGUGGAGGUGGAGCUGGACCUGGGCACGGGCUGGGUUACUGUGCGCGACGACGGCCGCGGCAUCCCGGUGGACCCGCACCCCGCCACCGGCAAGUCCACGCUUGAGACGGUGCUGACGGUGCUGCACGCGGGGGGCAAGUUCGGUGGGGAGAACAGCGGGUACAAGUUUGCCCCAUGAGUGCAGGGUGUUGCAAGAAGCAUUCCUACUGUGUCGGGGAGCAUUCCGCCCGAGGAUUGGCCAGGAUGGAGCUCAGUCUUGCAGGGGCUGGGUCUUGAUGCGGAUGAGGAAGCUAUACUGGAAGUUCGCAAUGCAGCUGUCAGCCUGAAGAAGUUGGAACAGGUAAGACCGUGUGUAACCAACAAAUUGCACGUCACACGCACCACUACUUCCCGACGCCCCAUGCAGAUGAAGAGGAAGAGGCGGUCCCAGGUGGCUCCUACCGGCAUGGGGGCUACGAUAGUAGCCCAGAAGAUGAUGCGCGUGCAGGUAAACGACGGUGCUGCUAACGGUCACUCUUUACUUAAUACACGCACCCGUAGAGGCUGGAAGCCUGACAAUUUCAAACCCCAACACAACCAAGCACACAGCCCAGGCGUACAAGACGUACCUCCCCUCCUUUCCGUGCGCUGCCGUAACUACCGGUAACUUGCAUACUGUCAGGCCGGCCACCACCUGUGUCACGCCUAAGUCCAAAACACACACCCACUCCUGGUUGUCCC